GAGAUCCUGAGCAUGUUCGUUGCAAUCUUGCGUAAAAGUUACCUCAACCUUCAGGCUUGCUCUGAGGUAUCAAUCAUAGAGAAGCUAGUUCAGAGGUUACCCAACAGUGAUGAAAUGAUCGCAGAUUUACUGAUUGAGAUCAUUGGUGUAUUAUCAAGCUACAGCAUCUCAGUAAAAGAACUCAAACUCAUCUUCAGAAGUCUCAAAGGAACGGAUAAUAAAUGGCCAAAGCAUUCUGUUCGACUACUCCAAGCUCUAAGACAGAUUCCUCGCAGACAUGGUCCAGACGUCACAUUUAGCUUUCCUGGCAAAGAUGGCGCUGCUAUAGCACUACCACCCAUUGCCCGGUGGCCCUAUCAGAAUGGAUUCACGUUCUCUACCUGGUUUAGAGUGGAACCGAUCAAUACAAACAUAGAGAGGGAUAAACCGUACUUAUACUGCUUUCGAACAAGCAAAGGUGUCGGUUACUCUGGUCACUUCAUGGGUUCAUGCCUGGUUGUGACCUCUGUCAAGGUCAAAGGUAAAGGCUUUCAGCACUGCAUCAAAUAUGACUUCCAACCAAGAAAGUGGUACAUGGUAACAGUGGUGCAUGUGUACAACAGAUGGAGGACAAGUGAAAUCAAAUGCUAUGUCAAUGGAACCCUGGUAUCAUCGGGUGAGAUGCAGUGGUAUGUCAGCACCAGUGAUCCAUAUGACAAGUGUUUCCUAGGGUCGGCGCCCACGGCAGACAAGGAGAGAACAUUCAGUGGCCAGCUGUCAUCUGUGUAUCUGUUCAGUGAAGCCAUAUCACCACAGUGUAUCCAUGGAAUAUACCUCUUAGGUCCCAACUACAGGAGUCAUUUCAAGUUCCCGUCAGAGAGUGAUGUGAGCCUUCCAGAUCAGUUCAAGAAGGUCUUAUACGAUGGCAAGCUCACCAGCAGCAUAGUGUUCCUCUACAACCCCGCUGCUACAGAAUCUCAGCUAUGUCUAGAGUCAUCACCCAAGGGUAACCCGUCGUUCUUUGUCCAUUCACCCCACGCCCUCAUGGUUCAGGAUGUCAGAGCCAUUGUGACCCACUCCAUCCACAGUACGUUGCAUUCCAUCGGUGGUAUACACAUGCUUUUCCCAAUCUUCACCCAACUGGAUUAUCUCCAUCAACAACUGACUACCAAAGAUGAUGAGGAGUCUCCAGCAGUUUGCCCCCUUCUAUUAGGAUUACUGUGUGAUCUACUAAAGGGUUCUAUGUCAACUCAACAGCAGAUGGUCCAUGGUAGAGGUUUCAUCAUCCUAGGCUAUAUACUGCAGAAGGCUUCCCCCGAGCACAUGACAGGCACGGUCCUAGAGCUGUUCCUAGACCUAGCCAAGCAUUUCAACAACCUCCCAACUGGUAUCCAGCUCCUUCGCCAUCUUGUCGAUCAUAUCCUCUUCAAUCCAUCGCUAUGGAUACAUACACCAAUCAAGGUCCAGAUAUCCCUGUACACAUUCCUUGCCAAUGAGUUUGUGGGUCAGGCGUCCAUCUACACCAAUAUCCGUCGGGUUAGCACGGUCCUUCAGUUGAUGCACACUCUCAAGCACUACUACUGGAUCGUCAACCCAGAGAACAGGAGUGGAAUCGUGCCAAAAGGCUUGGAAGGAAAUCGACCAAGCCUUGAAGACCUCUUGACCUUGAGGGCACUCAUCCUUCGUGUUACCAAGCAACUGAUUCUCAAGGAGAAGUCGGCUAAUGACGAGGAGCUUCAGAUCAUUCUCAACUAUCUCAUGACCAUGCAUGAGACAAGAUCUGAGGGGGUUGAUGAGAAAACAGUGGACCUGAACCUGAAGGACGUUCUUCAGCUAUUGCUCUCUCUGAUGGCAGAAAACAUCAACGGCUUGGCAGUCGCAUUUGACAGGAAAAAUGGCAUCAGGACUGUAUUCAAGCUGUUGGCUUCAAACGAUGAAGUAGUUCGGUCCCUCUCCCUCAAAUGUCUUUCACUUUUCCUCAGUAGACUACCACACAAGAGGAAGAUGGACCUGAUGUACGCUCAUAAUCUAUACUCACUUCUUGGAGAGAGAAUGCAACUCACAUCAAAUACACUCACACUCACCAUGUACAACUGUCUCUUCGAGCUAUUGACAGAGAGAGUUAGUUUACAAGUGAUGUCAACAAGACAUCCAGAACCAGACAAGACAUACAGAGUUAUGAACCCAGGGAUGUUCCAUGUGAUUGCCAGGCUUCUGCGCCAAUCUGUUCCUAGUCCUGAGUCUAUGGAUGUAAGAAGACUAUUUCUAUCUGAUAUGAUCCUUCUCUUCAACAACAGUAGAGAAAACCGCAGAAUCCUUCUGCAGUGUUCUGUCUGGCAGGACUGGAUGAUCUCUCUCUCCUAUAUCUACCCCAAGAAUGAGGAAGAGAAGAAGGUAUCCGAGAUGGUGUACUCUCUCCUACGCAUGCUCCUCCACCAUGCUAUGAAGUAUGAAUGGGGAGGAUGGAGGGUAUGGGUGGAUACCCUAUCUAUCUUACAUUCCAAGGUAUCCUUUGAAGACCACAAGAAUGACCUCCUGAAGGCCUACACCCACUACCAGAACCAGCAGAGUGAGGAUGGGGGCAGCCCUCGACGGAUACCGCUCAACAUCUCAGAGGCCGUAGCGGCUGGUGCCAAACUACCCAGGUCGGGCCAACCAGACCAUUCCAUCAGCGCUCUUGCAGCGAUGACCGGUGGGGAUGGGCUGGACUAUGAGGUUGUGGAGGAUGACCCUAACAAUCCGUACCCACCCCGGGAAAGGAUGGUGACAGAAGCUGAGUUGGAAAGGAUACGUCACCAGCAGGAGGUAAGGUCCUUCUUGAAUGAUGUGAUUGAUAGAGUUGUCUCCAUGGUGGAGAAGGAGGAGCCAAAGGAAACAGCAGAAGGAGAUAAGGCAGAGGCUGUCUCUACUGAUGCAUCUAACAGUGCUGAUGGCAAUGAAGAUACUUCCAUUGUAUCGAAGGACAGUCCAGCCAUCCUUCCUCUUGCUAACAUCACAACCAACGAACAGAUUCUUCAGGCUGCUGAUUAUACCACCCAGGUACCCCUAGAGGAGGAGGUUAGACAGAUGGAGGCUGGAGCCAGUGGUGGAGGGGGUGGAGACACACCCAGCCAGAGGGUCUUUAGUCCAGGACCACAUCAGGCUCCGUAUCGUAUCCCAGAAUUCCAGUGGUCCCAUAUGCAUCAAAGGAUGAUGUCUGAUCUACUGUUUGCUAUUGAAACUGAUGUGCAGGUUUGGAGAAGCCACAACACAAGGACAGUGAUAGACUACGUCAAUGCUGGAGAGAAUACUAUCUUUGUUCAGAAUGUGACCCAGAUGAUCUCUCAAAUCAUGGAUGUCCUCAUCUAUUCCUGUGGUGGCAUCCUACCUCUCCUCUCGGCUGCAACAUCAAGAAGUCUAUAUGAUCAGCCUGAUGUCAUCAUGCUACCACUAUUCUAUCAGCAAGAUCCUGACAUCGUUGAACCUUCCCAAAACCUCCCCUUGGAUGUUGGCAUCUCAUUCAUCAACCGUAUCAUGAACCUUGUCGAUGUCCUGGUCUUUGCCAGCAACCAGAACUUUGGAGAGCUGGAAGCAGAGAAGAGCGUUGCUAGAGGAGGAAUCCUUAGGCAAUGUCUGCGACUCACAUGCUUCUGUGCAAUUCGCAAUGUUCUGGAGUGCCGUUUCCGGAUGCAUCCUUCUCCGUCAUCCAGUACAGUAAGUCUCAACAAGCCUACUCCGGCUGAGCCUAGCACGCCUACAGGCAGUAUACAUACACUCAUCCAGGCUACACAACCAUCCCCUCGGGCCGCCACUAAUAUCAGGCUCCCCGGUUAUAUGAAGAACAUAGUUGAGAAUCUUGCAAGUCCGAUGUCUCCUGUCCGAGACCUGGAGAGACUGCUUCAAGACAUGGACAUCCAUAGGCUUAGAGCAGUCGUCUACAGAGAUGUGGAGGAGAGCAAGCAGGCCCAGUUCCUGGCCCUGGCUAUCGUUUACUUCAUCUCGGUCCUGAUGGUGGCCCGUUACCGUGAUAUCUUAGACUCAGACAACUCCCCAGCCCUCUCCAGACAGAAUUCCAUCCAGAAGUCUCAGGUCUCUGCUCAUGACAUCGAACAAGAAAUGGACAAUAGAGCCACCCAGACGGCUCAAGGCAGGAGUCAAGAGCAAAUAGUAAAGAAUGGAUCAAAGGAAGACGUGGCUCAGACAAGUGCUCCUGCAGGAGCACAGGUCUCCAUUAACCAACAGGAUCCACAUGGAGUCAGGAAGGAGCCUCUUGGAGCUGCCUCUCAGGAGCUGGAUGGAGCUCAUAAAGUAGCAGAGGAGCCAUUGAAGAAAAAUGUUGCUCCCACAAUGGAUAAUAAGGAGGCAACCAGGGUACCAGCAGAGAAAGAGGGAGCGAUGGAACAAGAAGAUGGGGAGGAUGAAGGAGAAGAGGAGGAAGAGGAAGAGGAGGAGGAUAACAGGAUGAGAGAAGAUCCUCCGUCUCAGGAUGAUAGCAGUGCUGGGCAAGAGGAGGAGAAGACAGAUAAGGAAAAAGAGAUCCAUGAUGAGGAUGAUGGUAAGUUGAAAGACACCAUCGAGAAUGGCAUCGACGACAAGAAGACCGUCUCCACCAGCGACAUCAUCCCCACCAUCACUGAUGAUAUGUCGGGCAAAGAUGGAGACGAGAUGCAGGAAGUCUCUUUGAAUGGCUCCUUGGAAGGAGACGAGGAGGAGGAGUCCAAAGCUCCUACUCCGCCCACCAAGGAUAUCGCCUCACCAACUGCCAUUAAAAAGGAUGUGGAUGCACAUGGGGAGUCGACGGAGGAGGGCGGAGCUGAAGGAGCGAUGCCUCCACCGAAGGGUACAUCGUCGAUAUCAUCGAUCGUCAUGGCGUCAGAGAAAGUUGGUGAGUCGGACGAAAAACGCCCCAUUCACACCUGGCCAUGGACGGGAACCAAGAAUGGUGAACAGCCACCAGGUGCCCAAGGAACUAUUCCUGGAACUAUUUCUGCCAAUCCGGAUGCCCCAGUGCCACCUGGUGACGCCCCUACCGUCCCCUACACCAACACCCCUCUACCAGCAGAAGUCCAGGAGAAGUCUAGUCUCUACAGACCACCGCCCUUGGAUCUUUCGGGCGUGGCAGAAGGAGUGAUGACUCCAUCUUUAGCAGAGAAGAAGCUGGUAGCCGGAGCAUCGGAAGGAACCGUUGAGGAGAGGUUGACCAAGGCCUUGGAGACAGCUGCCCCGCUCCUGCGAGAGAUCUUCCUGGACUUUGCACCCUUCCUUUCCAAGACGCUGCUUGGAAGCCAUGGUCAGGAGCUGCUGAUUGAAGGUCUGAUAACGAUGAAGUCAUCCAACUCAGUCAUUGAGCUAGUCAUGAUGCUGUGCUCCCAGGAAUGGCAGAACUCUAUCCAGAAACAUGCAGGCCUGGCUUUCAUCGAGCUGGUCAACGAGGGCAGGCUUUACUCCGGCCUGACGAGGGAACAUCUCUUGCGUGUGGCUAAUGAGGCAGAGUUUAUCCUCAGUAGGCACAGGGCUGAAGAUGUUCAGAAGCAUGCAGAGUUUGAGUCACUUUGUGCACAGACGUCGAUGGACUGUAGAGAGGAGGAGAAGAUGUGUGAUCACCUGAUCACUGCCGCUAAGAGGCGGGAUCAUAUCCUGGCCAGCCAACUCAUCCAGAAGACCCUUAAUAUACUCACCAACAAACAUGGUGCAUGGGGAAACUUGGCUGAAGGGCCAAGAGAGUAUUUCCGUCUUGAUAUGUGGGAGGAUAAUACCAGGCGUCAUCGUCGUCUUGUUCGCAAUCCUUACGGCUCCUCACACACAGAAGCAACGCUGAAAGCGGCCAUUGAGCAUGGAGAACCUGAAGAUGUUGUAGAGAAGGCCAAACAAGCUCUCCAUGCUCAGAUAGCAUCUAAACAACGUGGUUCACAGGGUUCUGAGGAUACUACUGAAGAUGAGACUAGUAUACAGGAAGAUGCAGAACUAGAGAAUGAACUUGAAGGUCCCGUGGUUUAUACAACAUCAUCUCAGAUGAUUGCGCCAUGCGUUGUUGUCAAGGGAACACUGUCCAUCACAUCAGCUGAGAUGUACUUUGAAGUGGAUGAAGAUGAUGCAAGCUUCAAGGAGGCUGACCCAAAGGUAGGAAAGAAAAUUCAUUGCAUUCUCCAUGUUUGUUGGUGUGCUGAAUAACAAUUUAAAGUGUGGAUGUAAAACUAUUGAACAAGAAAAUGUAUUCAAAUUAAAAAACAUAUUCGUCAGAAAAACAAGAAAAAUGGCUCAGGCUUUUGAUUUUUAAUGACUGGGAU
Lytechinus variegatus (green sea urchin) is the source of this 6245-nucleotide messenger RNA. RefSeq names its product neurobeachin-like. Gene Ontology annotation, cellular component: membrane; cytosol. Bases 13 to 6129 code for a protein of 2038 amino acids. Gene Ontology annotation, molecular function: protein kinase binding. NCBI's taxonomy places the organism in Eukaryota, Metazoa, Echinodermata, Echinoidea, Temnopleuroida, Toxopneustidae. The record is from RefSeq and is a predicted model, not a curated record. The transcript is spliced from 40 exons. Gene Ontology annotation, biological process: intracellular protein localization.